Messenger RNA from Alosa sapidissima (American shad), 2430 nucleotides. RefSeq names its product immune-associated nucleotide-binding protein 9-like. Gene Ontology annotation, molecular function: GTP binding. The transcript has 5 exons. The record is from RefSeq and is a predicted model, not a curated record. Bases 127 to 1854 code for a protein of 575 amino acids. Lineage: Eukaryota; Metazoa; Chordata; Actinopteri; Clupeiformes; Clupeidae.
AUAUAAAGAGCAAAGAAGGGUGACAUGAGUGGUUUGUGAAGAGGCGAGAUGUGAAGACACAUCGCCAACUCACAGGAGGCUGAUUUUUGUAGAAAUAUUUCUCAAAAAGCCUUCAACAUCACAAACAUGUCUAGAGCUGGUGAGGGACUGAACCUUGUGCUCCUGGGGAAGAGUGGUGUGGGGAAGAGCUCGUGUGGGAACACCAUCCUGGGGAAGCAAGUCUUCCAGACCCGUCCACCCUCCUCCCCUGAACCCGUAACUCUGAAACCACAAAUUGCCCGAGGAGUGGUCGGUGGCAGAGAUGUGGUCGUCAUCGACACCCCAGACCUGUUUGGCUCCAAAGUUAGCCAAGAGGUGCUACAGAAACAGAUGGUUUCCAUCGCCACAGAGACAACUCCAGGGCCUUGUGUGUUUUUACUGGUGCUAACCCCAGCUGAUGUUGGUCGCAACCUUGAAGAGACACUUGCAACUAUUAGGGCGACUUUUGGAGAAAAAGCAGAAGAUUCCUCUCUUGCUAUUAUCACACACGGUGACCAAAAGGAAACAGCUGCAGAGAACUUCCCAGAGGCAAUUAGGCCAAAAGUGCACAUUUUCGACAACACAAAACACCAAGACAGAAAGCAAGUUCAACACCUUUUGUCUAAAAUGGAGGGACUAACAGAGAAAAAUAAUGGUUUCUAUCUCAGGCAGAUUCUCAAAACUGCACCACCUGUUCAGAAAAAACCUCGAACAAAGUUUGCGCAUAAUUUGUCUGAACCCACAGCAGGGCAAAGGCAGGAACCUGCAGAGAGACAGGAGCCUGAAAGUGUGGAGACACCUCCUCGGUUUUCAUCAAAACUCAACACAUGGCUUGAAAGAGAGAAAAAACAAACAGUGGACUGUGUGAGGCUGGUCCUGAUUGGAAAGACUGGAGUUGGAAAGAGUGCCACAGGAAACACCAUCCUCGGGAAGAAGGAAUUCUUAUCCUCUGCUUUAAUGGGGUCUGUCACAACAAAAUGUAAGAGAAGGUCAGCAGUAGUUGGUUCAAAAAUGGUGCAGGUCAUUGACACCCCAGGUCUGUUUGACACCGCAGUCUCAAAUGAGAAUAUACGGGAGGAGAUUGGAAAAUGCAUCACCAUGUCCUCACCAGGACCACAUGUGUUCCUGCUUCUGAUCUCUGUAGGACGCUUCACCCAAGAGGAGAGAGACACAGUGAAGAUGAUCCAGGAGAUCUUUGGUGAGUAUUCGAAAGCAUACACAAUGGUAGGAUUCACCAAAGGAGAGGAACUGAAGGAAGAGGGCAUUGCCAUGAAGACAUACAUUGAAAAAAGCCCAGCUGCUUUAAAGGAGCUCAUGGAGGACUGUGGUGGUCGGUACCAUGUCUUCUGUAACAAGGACAAAGAGACUCGGGAACAACAGGUCUUAUCUCUCCUCAAGAAGAUUGACGGGAUGAUUCAACAAAAUGGAGGAAGCUUCUACACCACCGCCAUGUUUGAGGAGACAGAAGCAAAGAUCAGAGCAAGAGAGAUGAGACUGCUACAGCAGAGAAUGGAGGAACUAGAGCAUGCAAAUGAAGACAAAGACGUCUCUUUUUUGGUCAAUGAAUUAUCCAAGAUCAAGCUGGCACUGGAGAGGAAGCUCAGGAACCUGCGUGAUGAAGCUGUCAAGGAGAGAGACGAAGACAUGAAGAAACUCGAAGAGAUUCGAGCCGACCUGGAGAAGAACCACCAGAAGAAGAUCAAGGAAAUAGAUGGCAAAAUUUUCACUGACCUUGCCAGAAGUCGUGAUAGCAUUCGCAGACAAGCGGAGAAAGCUGAAGCGAAAGCCAUGGCUAAGACCUUACAGCACAACCAGCAAAAAUGCACUAUAUCUUAAGAAUAGUCUGAAAGGACACUCACAAGAACAACCACAUCAAAACACUUGUUAUUUGUGGGAUAAUAUAAUAUAAUAAAUAUAAGUGGGAAAUUCUCUGUUUCUGUUUGCUCACAGCCACUGUUGCAUUGCCUGCUCUCUCUCUCUCUCUCUCUCACCAUCUCACUGACAUACUGUCACAUAAUGUUUUGGCCGUGUGUUAUUUUAUUUUAAUUUUAAUGUGUUUAAUCAGUCAAGACAGUUAAAAGAGCGAGAAAGAGGGUGGAAUUGGGAAUUGACCCAGAUUGGACUCAAAGCCUGUUCCCCAUAGACACUUAAACCCAAAUGUGGUGGUGUGGACGCUGUAGCCACCUGCGCCACAGCGGCUCCCUGUGUUGCUCUUUUAACCGGUGUUGUGUUGACUCUCAGACAUGGGCCUGAACCCACAAGCUUGCAGCACUUCAGAAUGGGAUUGUGUGCUACUGCUAGCUGGUAUUCACAGUAUCUGUUGUGUGUAAGUGUGCUUUGUGUUAGUGUAACCAUAAGAUGUGUACAUCCUUCCUUUCUUGCAUUCUAAAGCCAAUAAAGCAUUUUUCCUGA